Molecule: messenger RNA, 1764 nt
Organism: Staurois parvus
Lineage: Eukaryota; Metazoa; Chordata; Amphibia; Anura; Ranidae
Source: the annotation of a GenBank genome assembly
AUGGCAGCGCAGGGCGCCGAGAAAAACAGCAGCAAGAAGAAGACCGAGAAGAAAUUCGCCGCCCGGGAGGAAGCCAAACUGCUGGCCAGUUUUAUGGGAGUCAUGAAUGUCAUGAGGAAGCAGAAAACUUUGUGUGAUGUUAUUCUUAUGGUGCAAGACAGAAAGAUUCCAGCUCACCGGGUAGUUUUGGCAGCUGCCAGUCAUUUCUUUAACCUGAUGUUUACCACCAACAUGAUUGAGUCUAAAUCUUUCGAAGUAGAACUUAAGGAUGCAGAGCCAGACAUCAUAGAGCAGCUGGUGGAGUUUGCAUACACUGCAAGAAUUUCAGUAAAUAGCAACAAUGUACAAUCCCUUUUGGAUGCAGCUAAUCAAUACCAAAUCGAGCCUGUCAAAAGAAUGUGUGUUGACUUUCUUAAAGAGCAGGUGGAUGCAUCAAACUGCCUAGGCAUUAGUGUGCUGGCAGAAUGUCUUGAUUGCCCAGAGCUCAAAGCCACAGCAGAUGACUUUAUUCAUCAGCAUUUCACUGAAGUUUACAAGACGGACGAGUUUCUACAGCUUGAUGUGAAACGUGUCACCCACCUUUUGAACCAAGACACUCUGACCGUCCGUGCUGAAGACCAGGUUUAUGAUGCGGCUGUGCGGUGGUUGAAGUAUGAUGAACCAAAUCGACAACCAUACAUGGUAGACAUCCUUGCUAAAGUCAGAUUUCCUCUAAUCUCCAAGAACUUUCUAAGUAAGACAGUGCAGGCUGAGCCUUUGAUACAAGACAAUCCAGAAUGCCUGAAGAUGGUGAUCAGUGGAAUGCGCUAUCACCUUCUCUCUCCAGAAGAUAGGGAAGAGCUUGUUGAUGGCACAAGGCCACGGAGAAAGAAACAUGAUUAUCGGAUCGCUUUAUUUGGCGGCUCACAGCCUCAAUCCUGUAGAUACUUUAACCCAAAAGAUUAUAACUGGACAGAUAUCCGAUGUCCAUUUGAGAAGCGCAGGGAUGCAGCUUGUGUGUUCUGGGACAAUGUGGUCUAUAUUUUAGGUGGCUCUCAACUUUUUCCUAUUAAGAGAAUGGACUGCUACAAUGUUGUGAAGGACUCCUGGUACUCUAAACUGGGGCCACCAACACCCCGAGACAGCCUGGCUGCAUGUGCUGCUGAAGGCAAAAUCUACACAUCUGGGGGCUCAGAAGUAGGAAACUCUGCCCUCUACUUGUUUGAAUGUUAUGAUACCAGGACAGAAAGCUGGCACACAAAGCCCAGUAUGCUUACACAGCGCUGCAGUCAUGGGAUGGUGGAGGCUAAUGGGCUGAUCUAUGUGUGUGGAGGCAGUCUGGGAAACAACGUAUCUGGACGAGUGCUGAACUGCUGUGAGGUGUAUGAUCCAACAACCGAAACGUGGACUGAACUGUGCCCAAUGAUUGAAGCACGGAAAAACCAUGGAUUAGUCUUUGUAAAAGACAAAAUAUUUGCCAUUGGGGGACAGAAUGGUUUAGGUGGUCUGGACAGCGUUGAAUAUUACGAUAUCAAACUUAAUGAAUGGAAGAUGGUAUCUCCAAUGCCUUGGAAGGGGGUGACUGUGAAAUGUGCAGCAGUCGGCUCAGUUAUUUAUGUACUGGCUGGGUUCCAAGGAGUGGGCCGCUUAGGACAUAUACUAGAGUACAACACAGAGACAGACAAGUGGAUUGCCAACUCCAAAGUGCGAGCCUUUCCUGUGACCAGCUGUCUAAUAUGUGUUGUGUGGACACAUGCGGAGCAAAUGAAGAGACACUGGAAACAU